Molecule: messenger RNA, 4226 nt
Organism: Cladophialophora immunda
Lineage: Eukaryota; Fungi; Ascomycota; Eurotiomycetes; Chaetothyriales; Herpotrichiellaceae
Exons: 5
Coding region: 670-3732 (1020 amino acids)
Biological process (GO): regulation of transcription by RNA polymerase II
Cellular component (GO): nucleus
Molecular function (GO): RNA polymerase II cis-regulatory region sequence-specific DNA binding; DNA-binding transcription activator activity, RNA polymerase II-specific
Source: RefSeq, a predicted model, not a curated record
CUCCCGCCCUCCUCUGCCCUUCUUGCCCUCGUACCCAAAUCAGUCAGUCAGUCCCCUACCGCUGCCAGCCGCCCUACUCACGCCAAAACACUCAUACAGCCAACUCUCACUCAACUGUUCAUCCUGCGCCAACUUCUGCCUGCUACACACCGGUUGCUCCCCUGCGUCUUUGCUCGCGCUCUUCUACAAAGUCCCCGUGUUCUGGAUGCUUUUGUAUCAUUCGGAUGCAGGAAUGACUCCUCGACCACUUCCACCAUUCCGUUAGCUGCUGUGAUCCCGGCAUGUUGGGUUGAUCAGGCUCGUGGCUCCGUUGUCCAGCCCCAUGGAGAUUUGGUCUCCUUCAGUCGCCUCAUUUUUUGGUCAAGUCGGGCCAAAAGAGACUAGGCUACCUAGGCUGCAUCCCAACCUACCGCCUUGCUCAUUUUGAUUGGCUACGCCACCCUCAGUCAUUCAUCAGCAAUGCCAUAGGCGUUCUUGCAGAGUCUCAGUCAAACCAGGCGGUGUUCUCGAGCCAUCAUUGAGCCUCUUGACCAUUGCUGGCUCUGUUCCCUCUUGUUCGUGUGGCCUCGCUUGCUCACUCUGUACUUGAGCUCUUCCAUACCCCGGAAUCUGCGCGGGUCGAGUCGAACCAAAACAAUAUAUUAACGACCUCUACCUCCGUUGCCCACCAUGUCGGAAAAGAAAUCUCGACCGCGUCAAUCGGUCUCCAAACCCGCGUGGCCGGCAAGAUCAAAUGUAUAUCCAGCACUGCCUCACCGCCCUGUCGCUCAGGUGGUCUCUGACUCAUUGCACCAGGCGUUUGUCUCGAUACCAGACGAGGGCGGUGCAUCUGCGUCUGCAUCUGCCCUACACUCAGCCUACUCAACGGAUUCUGUCUUGACAGGGCUGCAGACUCCUUUAUCCGCCAUGUCCUCUCCCAGUGACCACGUCCCUAGAAGCUUCUAUCCGUCCUCUGAUGCCCCAUUCCCGGAUUACGCUGGCUCUUUUGACCCCUAUCCAUUCCAACAUAUGCAAGGCGACUCCCAGUAUUCCAUUUCUUCUCCUGGCUCAUCGUUUCCUCCUCGCUUUGUGGACUCGUCUUCUGUUGACAUCGACGGUGUUACCAGUCACCAAAGCGCUACCGGACCAUGGACGCAUCUGGCUGCCACUGAAGGAACUCCUUCAUUGCUGCCAGGAACUUUGAACUCGGAUGAACCUGGACUGCCUUCUCGACAUCUGAGAACCCCCAUUCAAGAUCGUGCGUACUCUUCUGCUAGCGCACAGAAAUCUUUAGGAGACUCGGGCUACGAAACCCGAUCCAGGAGAUCUCAGCAUGAAGUCGACUCAGUGACGGAAGAGCUGACAGAAAUGGACGAGAGCACGACACCGAUACCCCCUAUACCCUUUCCCCUGUCGCAGGCCUUUGCCCUUGCCAAUUCUUCAACCAUUGCCCCUCGCACCUUGGACCCGGCCCCUCCAGAGUCCGGACGAUCGGCAACUCACCGAUCACAGCUGAGGAGUGGAGAGCUGGAGUGUUCGGAAUGUGGAUAUGCGGGCAAGACGAGGUCCGACCUGAAGAAACACAGCGCUCGUCACAAACGCGAGCACACGUGUUCCUUUUCGGACUGCCCUCGAAACGCCAGAGGGUUUGCAACUAUAAAUGACCUUGACCGACAUCUGAAAGCCGUGCACAACAUCAAUAAGCGGAAAAGCAGAUCCUACAAGUGUUUUGCUGAUGGCUGCAACAAAGCGGGAAAGGAAUGGCCUCGUUUGGACAACUUCAAGCAGCAUCUCAAAAAGAUGCACGGAGCGAGUAUGGUGGAAGUUCUGCUCCGCCAGUCCAACGAAUGGUAUGAGCAGCAACCUCAGCAAGCACAAGCUGACGAGACGGCCUCGCUUCCAGCGUCAGUCCGCGCACGUUCGUCGCAUUCGUUGCUUUCCGGACAAGGACAAUUUCCCGUUUCCGACAACAACUAUCCCGAUCCGAGCCCACUUUUCAACCCAAUGAUGCCCGCUCGCUCGCUAAGUCACAGUGGUCAGGUCGUCGACCAAGAUCUCACUCGGGCCUUGGGUCCAGCUCAUACCAGGUCGCAACAAAAUCAGAGUCGACCCAUGUCUGUGGCAGCCCACGCCCGCAGCCUGCAGCAACAGCGAGGCCUCCCGAACCUGGAUACCAGCGACCUUUCGUCUCCCACAGCCUACAUGCAAAGGGCAUGGUCACAAGCCGAAUAUUCUCGCUAUCAGGAUCUAUCACAACUCCCUCCCAACGUUACCAAUCAAAGAGUCAACUACCAGUUUUCGACACGUCCACCUCGGAAAUCCUUUGACACUGCUACCGAUACAAUGAGAUCGAACUUUGCAUUCGGCUAUGGACAGCUCGGGAGAUCGAAAAGGCCAAAUACAAUUGCGGUCCCGGACCUCGACCCGGAUCGAAUGGCGGACUUCAUCUCCCCCCAGGAACUGCCUCACGCCGUACCAGAUCUGAGAGGCUCACAGGAAGAAUUUCUUGGCUUUGUUGGAAGCAUUACCAACCCCGCCGCCACCGAUAACGGCCCAGGGCCUUCGCCGCACCAAAGCUACCAGGUGAACAUCAUCCAACCCGAGAACGCGCUCAAGUCUAAGCUCCCGAAGGCAAUUGAGGAAGAAAUCCGCUCAUUUUUAGAUUUACAUCGCUCCAAUGGGGGAAAUGAUGAGGAAUUUCUGAAUCAAUUUCGAGUGUCCUUACGCGGCAGCGACGUCAUGACGAGUUACACUGCCUCAUCUGUCGGGCAGGUUUCGAGGACUACCGAUGCCGAGCUGCCAGGCAGUUUCCGAUUGCCCCCGACAAAGCCGGCGCAGUUUCCUUGUCAGUAUGGGGGAUGUACAAAAGUGAUGCAAAGGCAAAGUGAGCUGAACAAGCACAUGAAACGUCACUGGAAGCCGUAUGGUUGUGUCGCCGACAGAUGUACCAAGCUCUUUGGCAGCAAAGACGACUGGAAAAGGCACGAACAGAACCAACACGAGCAACAAGAGUGUUGGCAUUGUGAGAGGUGUCUCAAGGUUCUUUAUCACGAUCCGUCCAACUAUAUCAAGCAUAUGCGGGAAGCUCAUUCGGUCUCACUACCUGAAGACCACGCCAAGCAGCGCCGAAUCGCGCGCAAUCACCAGGGCCGGUUUUGGUGUGGUUUCUGCAAGAUCAUCGUCGUACACACCAAGACUGACGUUGAUGCCAUCACGUUCCGCUUCAGUCAUAUUGCUGAUCACUUUAUAAAGGAACAGAAAUCCAGCAAGGACUGGAUUGAGCUUACGGGCAAUGGAAAGACCAAGGGGGAACUAUCUGAGGAGAGGAGGCUGCGUGAAGGCGUCGCAGAAGAAGAAGACGAUGUCUUGGAUGCCUCGCAGCCACCUUCCGAGGCGACUCAGCCCUCUCCUGAUCAGCAAAGCGGCUUCUCGCCAGUACACCAACCUUUCUCAACGCAACCGGUUAGACCUUCCAGCACUCAGCAGGACUCAUCAAGUAUGGGCCACAUGCAAGGCACGAAGCUACUGCCUCAAGCACCUGAUAUGCCCACGACGACCCAAAAUCAGGGCCAAGGUCAAAACCGAAACUCGAGCUCUCACCGCCGCCUUCAUCUGCGCAGUGCCACAUUCAUCAUCUGCUGCCAGUGCGGUGGGUCCAAUGCCUAUGGCCUAAGCGACCGCUGUAUGGAUCCAGAAUGUAAUCAAGUGUUCUGCGUCAACUGUACCUUAGGUGCUCGCAAGGAUGUGUCUUGAGAGUCUGACGGGCUUUCUCCCCGUCUUGUACGGUGUGAUGAUCACGACGGUUGGACCAUGUCAGCUUUUCUUACAUUAUUGUUUACCAUACCUCUUGUUUGUUCUAAUGUUUUGAUGUCUAUGAGCUGUGUCACAAUCAUGCUAAAAGCUUACUGUACACACGACAGCGUUGCUGGGUGGGUAAGGGUCGUGGAUGCUUUGGUUUGUCGUUUGUCUGUGACUCGGAUCGUAUCAUGAGUCCGUAACGGAGCGGAAAUUGGAAUUGCAGCGAAUCCGGUAUGUUUACUGGGUGGUGUAUACAUGGGAGGCAUGUGGCAUUGGGUACAUUGGGCAAUCUGUUGUGAUGGUCCCAGCCCACUGCGACUGGAGACGGUUCAAGCUGGGCCAGGGAAUUUGUUGUUUGCAUUGGCGUCGGCGUUGCUGUCGGGUGUGGACGUGGGUUUGGAAUUUGCGUUUCAUGUUAUGGGUUUCCUGAUCCCCCCCCCCCCCCCCCC